AGAUGGCCGCUGACCACUGGUGAAUGGUCAGUGAAUGAGCUCCGUGAGGGGCGGAAGCGGGGCCCGGGUCCGUCCGGAAUAGCGCUCCCCGGACUGCCGGCGCGUAGCCGAGGCUGGGCCCGAUGAGCAAGGCGUGGCGGAGGGGGGGCGCCCCCGGCGGCAGGAUGGAGGGGGCCGAGGCGGGGGACCAGGACGAGUCCAGCGGGCACGGCUCCCACAAGAAGAAGCACAAGAAGCACAAGAAGAAGCACAAGAAGAGGCAUCACCAUGAGAACGUGGGGCCCAGCUUCUCCUCCGAGACGCUGGAGUCCAGCCCCUUGCUCCCCAAGCCCCAGCUCAAGCUCAAAAUCAAGCUGGGCGGGCAGAUCCUGGGCACCAAGAGCGUGCCGACCUUCACGGUGAUCCCCGAGGUGCCGCGCUCGCCUUCCCCCCUCAUGGUCGUGGACGACGAGGACGAGCCCAUGGAGGGGGUCCCCAUUGAGCAGUAUCGGGCCUGGCUGGAUGAAGACAGUAACCUGGACCCAUCGCCCCUGCCGGACCUGGACUCGGAGAGCUGCUUCCCUGCCCGCGAGGACGAGGAGGAGGAGCGCUGGCUGGAUGCGCUGGAGAAGGGCGAGCUGGAUGACAACGGCGAGCUCAAGAAGGAGGUGGAUGAGUCACUGCUCACGGCCAGACAGAAAGCCCUCCUGCACAAGCAGCAGAGCCAGCCACUCCUGGAGCUGCCCAUGGGCUACAAGGCGAAGGAGAUGACGGAGGAGAUGCUGGUGAAGCGGGAGGAGCGAGCCCGCAAGCGGCGCCUGCAGGCGGCCAAGAAGGCAGAGGAGAACAAGAACCAGACCAUCGAGCGCCUCACCAAGACCAACAAGGCCAAGGUGAAGACACUGCGGGAGCGCAAGGCCAAGCAGGCUCCAUGCCCCAUGAUCCGCUACUGCAACGCCGCGGACCGGAUCACCGUGUCCUUCCCGCCCGGGGUCACGCUGCCACUGCCGCCCGGCACGCCACCGCCCGUGCCUGCACCCACCACCUGCGGGGUCAGCGGCUGCCCCAAUCGCAAGCGGUACUCCUGCUCACGCACCGGCGUGCCCCUCUGCAGCUUCGCCUGCUACCAGAAGAACCUGCAGCUGCAGGAGGCGGUUGGCUAGGGCUCCUGGCGCUGACCCUGCUGCCAGGCUCCACCUCUUCGAGGGCUUGGCUGAAGAUCCCUGCGUCCUUCUGGGGAGGUUCAGGGGGGAUGUUCACCCUCCAUCAGCUCAGGACGUGGCUGCUGCCCUUGUGACUGCGAGCUGAGGACCCUGGUGUCCGGGACCCCUACUGGGACUGGCUCAUUCCCUGGGAGCUGAGUCAGGUCUGAGCCCAGCGUUGCUGCAGGGUUGGGCCUAUCUGCCCCAGGCCGGCACUGAGGCCCCAGAGCAGUUUACGUGACUCCAUGCAGCCUGGCCUCCUCAUGUCUCUCCCUCCCUCCCUGGUGACUGGGAGGGAUGGGAAAUGGCACAGGCGGUGACUGGGCUCGGCUGUGUGGGGUCUCCAGGCCCUGCCACAAGGAGGUGUAUCCCACCCUUUGGUGCAUUGCUGAGCUCUGCUGUGCUUGGGGGAGGGAGGAGCUUCUUCCAGCUGUCAGUGGAUGGGCUGGCCGGGCCCCUACACUCCUCUGCCCCAGUGCAGGGGACCAGCACUAAGCAGGACCUGGUGUGUGCCCAGACUGGGACUCCCUCCACAUGCUCCGAGCUCCCUCUGCUGGACCCGGGUCCCAGGAGAGUUGCGCUCUUGGGUGCACAUGUCCUAGAGCUGCAAUUCCUCAGUCUUCCGCUCAUCCUGUGCUGGGGCUGGCAGCACCUCUGCUCCCUCACCGGACCCAGCGGCCCUGUGCAGAGCACUCGGUGGGGGAAUCCCAGGGCUGGCAGUGCCUCCCCCAGCUCCCCUGCACCCAGCGACCCUGUGCA
This is a messenger RNA of Chelonoidis abingdonii (Abingdon island giant tortoise), 1940 nucleotides long. It is a transcript of the gene INO80B, whose product is annotated as INO80 complex subunit B. Gene Ontology annotation, cellular component: Ino80 complex. The record is from RefSeq and is a predicted model, not a curated record. Gene Ontology annotation, biological process: chromatin remodeling. NCBI's taxonomy places the organism in Eukaryota, Metazoa, Chordata, Testudines, Testudinidae.